AGCGCGCAGCCGCCGCCGCCAUUUUGUCGGCGGCUUUGAGCGUGUGUGAGGGAGAGUGAGAGGGAAAAUAUAAUUUCCGGGUUGUUGGAUGAGGAAAAAGUUGGAAGCGGCCUCGGAGGAGGAGAAGGAGAAGCGGCGGCUGGGAUCGAGGAGUUAGAGGGAAGGCGGGCGAGGAAGCUACUGGUGGGUCCGGGGGCCGCGGUAUCGAACCCCCACCUCCCGGCCCCGUCCCCGUCCCCCCUACCUCCCUGGGGCUGGAGUAUGUGACCGGGGCAGCAAGGUUUAUGAAUGACCAAGAACAUUGUGUGAAAUACAGCAGAGAUUGAACCACCAGGCAGUGGGAAAAUAUGCCAAUACCUCCGCCACCCCCACCCCCACCUGCUGCACCUCCUCCACCCCCAGCGUUUAAUCAGGCAAAUACAGUUGCAACAAAAUUGAGCCGUGAAGAACACCGCAAUCGAGGGGCACUCUUAUCUGAUAUCACAAAGGGAGCCAGACUCCGAAAAGUGGCCAAUGUAAAUGACAGAAGUGCCCCAAUUCUUGAAACUGUUAAGGGAGGAGGCGGAGGCGGAGGCGGAGGAGGAGGAGGAGGUGGAGGCGGUGGAGGAAGUUCAGGAUCUGCAUCUGGCGGGCCAGUUCCUUUGGGUGGUUUGUUUCAAGGUGGAGUCCCUAAACUUCGCCCAGUGGGGCACAGAGACAAUUCAGAUUCCUCAUCUGGUAAAACUGCACUAAAUCCACCUGGCUCAAGAUCAGCUGCACCUCGACCUCCUCUGAGCAGCAACCGCUACAGUGAUGAAACUGAUUCACAAACCAAGACCUCUCCACCGGCGCUGCCAAGAGUUCACCGGCCUUCAUUACCAGAUCUUUCCAGCUCAUCCCGCCCCAGUAGUGUCGGAGGUGUGAGGCACAGCGCAUCAGCCCCGCCACCUCCUCCUCCAAUCGGAAGACGUACGAAUCCGCCUCCGCCGCCUGUGCACAGCAGCCGAACUCAUUCCAGUGGACCAUACAACAGGGAAAAGCCUUUGCCUCCUACACCAGGACAAAAGGCGCUUGGCACUCGAGAUGGACCUCCUGCCCCACCUCCUGUCAAGCCUCCUCCGUCACCAAUUAAUCCCCGGCUCAGCAGUGUUCAGAGCCAACCUUUGCCACCCCCUCCUCCACCUUACAGGCAACCUCCCCAUGUGCAUAAUGGCCCUUCUACACCUGGGAGCGAGGCCGCCCCAGAAUUGCCGCAGAGACACAAUUCAUUAUCGCGGAAGUCAGCAGGACCAAUGCGGGGAGCUGCUCCUCCCCCUCCAUCUCCUUCACCCUCCCAGAACCGACCACCACCACCUGCCAGGGAUCCGCCAAACCGAGGAGCAGCUCCGCCACCACCUCCGCCUGCAAUGCGGAAUGGAGGCCGCGACGCCGCUCCCCCGCUGCCGCCAUAUAGGGCACCCGCGUCAGACCCUUCACAUCGAGGCAAGCCUCCGCCACCUCCAAUGAGGACCCCUGCACCUCCUCCUCCACCACCACCUUUGAGAAAUGGACACCACCGGGACCCUGUUGGAUCAUCUUCCAAAUCAUUCCUAGAUGACUUUGAAUCAAAAUACUGCUUUCAUCCGAUUGAAGACUUUCCUGCACCGGAGGAGUACCGGCAUUUCCAAAAAACAUACCCAAGUAAGAUGAACAGAGUUGUACGAGGGGCACCACCUCUGCCGCCUGUUGCAAGGUGAUCUGUCACUGUGUGGGUUUGGGAAUUUCCUGCGGUCCCUGUUGGAAGACUGUUGCUUUAGCUUCCUUUCUCUCCCUGGUGUACAGCUCAAGAUCCUUCUCCACUUCACUACAUUGAGGCAAAACCUCCAGAUCUGCUUAGAGCAUGCAUUUCUAAUCCGAGAUUUCCGAGGUUCAUCCUUGACCUUCACAUCUUUCAGCUCCAGCAGUUCUCCUUGCAGUCGGGCUGAGCUAAUGGAAAGUUGACUGGAAUGAGAUGAUUAUUUUUUAAGUUGAUGGGUUACUAGAUGUUUACAACUACCAGCGAUCCAAGAAUGACUCGUCCGGGUUACACUACAAAUCAAAUUGAAACACGUGGAAUAAAUUGUUUUUGGUCUUCGAGGUUAAACUGAAUCUUUAACAGAAGUAUAAUUAUAUCCUUGGACUUCUGGUAGAGUGGUAGAAUCAUGGAACACUUGGGUAAAUAUUGACCAGUUGGUUAUGACUAAAAUUCCCGCACGUUUUUUUGAAUUUUUACUUUAAUAUCUAGCUGGUCCUUGCCUUAUACACUAUGUCAUGCCGUUGGUACCAGAUUUAUUAUUAUGUAUUUACGCUUCACAUACAGGAGCCAUAGUAAUCAUUGUUUAUAAUUCUUUCCUUGUAAGUUGUACAAAAUGCUGUGCAUUGGACACGAUGGGGUUGAUGGAAAACACUAUUUCUCAGAUAACUGACUGGCUUGUUUUGGUUGGGUAAUCUAUCCACCAUCUUUAGUGGGGAGCAGCAGUGCUCAUGUUGUAGGGUGUUGCCCGAGUGAGUCGUUACCCAGCCAUAUACUGGGCAUGGAACGUGCCGAUGUGUGCCCGGGUCAUGCUCCUGGUUGUGUGCUCGGUAUAAGCACUGUGAAAUGCACUGCGCAUUUUUUGUUUUUAAAACUUGUAACUUCUGGCCAAAGCACUUUGAAUUUGGUGGGUUGUUUUAUGUAUUUGUAAUGUGGCUCUUUCAUGCUGUUCCUGGGAACUCUGUACACUGUUCUCUCCAUGGCCUUCAUUCCUAGUGCUACAGUGCCAGCGAGUCUAAAUCACCAAUGAUAGGAACAAUUAUUUCCACCAUAAACAUUCCCUCUUCCAGUCCUGCCACUGCGACCACCGCCACCCGCCCCCCUCUCUCUCUCUCUCUCUCUCUCUCUCUCUGUCUCUCUCUCUCUCUCUCUCUCUCUCUCUCUGCGUUACAUGGAAGUGGCAUUUGAAUUUAAAGGUAAAAGCGUCAAGAGGUAUUGAGCGAUAUAUGGAACAAUCUAAAUUUCGUUUUCUUUCAAGAUUAUAGCAUAUAUAAAGGAGGGAUAGAAUAUAUGAAGCUCUACCACUUAAUCAAUUGAUCACAUGUUGAUUUAUUUUAAUUUUAAAUAUUUUAAUCUUUUUUGAGCCGGCGAAUGUUGAUUUGGUAUAUUAUAUUCCCACUUGCCUGACUGAACUUGGCAGAACACUGACAAGAUUGCUGUAAUAAUUCUAUGCUGAAAUGUUUAGUUUUGUGCUUGAUUUACAAAUGGUGCCUGGUUCAUCAUUUACCGUAGCAACACUGACAUGCACGCCCACCUCCAACUAAAAUAAAAAACAUACAAAUAUUCCUGGACAUUUUUAAUAUUAUGAACGAUAUUUUGUUAAAUUUGAAAUCGUGCGUUGCCUUACAUUGUUUUUGAAAUUGUUAAUUGGCACAACCUAAUAGCAACUUGUAUCACAAAAUUCAUAGAAAAAUUUGAAUGCGCCUACUUUAAAAAAAUAAAAAGAAUCUGCAAUGCCAGGUUCAUUUGAUGAAUGUGGAAACACCUAUUUUCAUAAUUGUCGCUGUAUAUGACAGUGAUUUCAAGAUCUUUCUCUUGAAUAAAAAAAACCCCAAGCAAUGUAUUUCAACAUUAUUCUGAUGUGUGUGCAGAAAUACUGUAUGAAUGUGCAAUAAAACAAUAAUUUGGCUGCCAUUUUAAAGAAACGUAGAACACGGAACCAGUGACUCCCUCUGCUGUGCAGUUUUAGUGACGUCAAUUAUCUGUUUGGACUGUGUGUGGAUUCAAAGCAUCUGCUUAGAUGAACCAGGUAUUCUCAUUCCUACAUAUGAUACCUUUUCAAAUUCACAAUUGUGAGGUAUCAUUGGCAGGUAAUAUGAAAAUAAAUGUGUGUGUGUGUGUGUGU
Molecule: messenger RNA, 3875 nt
Organism: Leucoraja erinaceus (little skate)
Lineage: Eukaryota; Metazoa; Chordata; Chondrichthyes; Rajiformes; Rajidae
Gene: wipf2b
Product: WAS/WASL interacting protein family, member 2b
Exons: 8
Coding region: 348-1715 (455 amino acids)
Molecular function (GO): actin binding
Source: RefSeq, a predicted model, not a curated record